Molecule: messenger RNA, 2191 nt
Organism: Folsomia candida
Lineage: Eukaryota; Metazoa; Arthropoda; Collembola; Entomobryomorpha; Isotomidae
Product: prelamin-A/C
Exons: 10
Coding region: 163-1725 (520 amino acids)
Source: RefSeq, a predicted model, not a curated record
AUUCAAUCACUUGCAUCUCUUGCUCAGGACACAGUCAGCAGCCUCCAGCCGAAGGAGAAGUAGUAGUCACCACUUGUGCGUAAGAAUAGUAGGAAUAAAACCUGUCGUCCGUUCACGAAAAGUUUAAUUAAUUGAAGAAAAGUUGUUAUCUGAGCAUUAACAAUGGCAUCGAAACCCCAACCACCCGAGAGAAGUUUGAAGUUGACGAAUGGUGUUGGAAAGGACGGCAGACUUACGCCUUCUCCUGGACCGAAUUCCGGAAAUUCCGGUCGAGGAAUGAAACGACGGGAAAAAGACGACGCGGCCGACUCUGUCGAAAAAUCCAGGCCUCGUCUCGAAAUGGAGUUGCGAUCUACGCCAAAAUCGGCAUCAUCAACCACUCCCACAACCUCAGCUCAGACCUCAACCACCACGCAGGUCCCACACAGCUCCAGUAAUAAAACGACUGAAAACCCGGAAAGUCUGAACGCUCAGUUACCAUUGCCCCCACAAUUUAGAAGUGGUGGAAAAGACGAGCGCCCGAUGACGCCAAACAAAAUGACUCGAAUCGAGGAGAAAAACACUUUGAUUCAUUUGAACAAUCGGUUUGCUGCCAUUAUUGACCGCAACCACCAGUUGGAAGGAGACAACGCCAAAUUAGCCGCCCAGGUACAAUCGGUCGAGGCCACAUUGACAAAAACUACAGAGUCACUGAAACAGACUUAUCUUAAUGAGAGCAACGACGUCCGAGCUCGACUGGAGAAGGCGGAGAAGGAAAAGGCGAAGGCCGAGUUGUCGCUGGGCACUCUGAAAAAUUCGUUGAACGAUGCCAACACGAAGGUACAGAGUCUUUUGAAUGAAAAUGCGGAGCUAAAGAAACAACUUGAGAACGCGGAGGCGGACACAACAAAGGCUGAAGCUGAUCUGAAAAAGGCCAACGCCGAUAACGCCAAGUUGCGAAAGAUGAUUGACGACUUGACUCGCGACUUGAAGAAGUUUGAGGGAGAGAACAAUGCUCUCAAAAAGUCCAUUGAGGACAAAACUCUGCGAAUCGUAGAGUUGGAGAAUCAAUUGAAGGGCAAAUCCGAAGAGAUGCAACUCAAGGCCCACGUGCAUCAGCAGGAAGUUGCUACCAUCAAAUCUGCUAAUCAGAGCAAAAUCGCUGAAAUUGGAGGAAAGUUGCAAAAGGAGUACGAUAACCGAUUGGAGGAUGCUAUUCGACAGCUUCGUGAAGACUGCCAGAGGGAACUGAAGGCACACAAGGACGAACGUGAGCAUCUCUACCAACUGAAGGAGAAAGACUGGAAGGCACAAUUAGAAAAUAAUGGAGCUUCCUUGAAGUCCAAGAUGGACGAAAUGGCAAAACUUCUCUUGCACGUGGAAGAGCUGUCCAAAAAGAUGUCAGCUCUCGAAGGAGAUCGUCACGCCCUGCAAGCAGACUUGCAAAAUACUCGUGACGCCAUGAAGCGAGAUCGGGAGGACAUGAGUCGUAGCAUCAUGGAAUUGGAAAAGAGGAUCAAACAACUCCAGACGGAUAAGGAUCAACUCAUAAACGAAUACCAGGAUCUGAUGGAAGUCAAGGUGGCUUUGGACAAUGAAAUUGCCACUUACAGGAAAUUACUAGAGGGAGAAGAAAUCAGGUUGAAUAUGUUUGGCGACAUGGCUCAACAAAUUAAGAAGGGAGGAGCUGCAUUGGAAGAUCAAAUCAUUAAGAAUCCGCCAGCACCAAUUCUUAAGGCCAAGUGAACCGCUAGAUUGCUGAUUCGUACGCCGGAAACGUUGCUAUUCUUCUGUAUGUCGAGUCCUUGCUAAACAGCAAUUUUAAUUGUAGAUGAAAGUAUUUCUACAACCUGCCCGCUAAACAUAUUGUGUAAUUUUAUGAUCAGUCAACGACUAACAAACAAUAAUAUGCAUGUCAUUCUAAAAAUUAGUAAAGAUCAAACGGUACUAGCAUUUCACGAAUAUAUUUUACCACUUUAAAUAUGUGUGCUGUAUAAAUACGUAUAAACUUUGGUGAUGUGUGCAAGUAAAUGACUAAAAUAUUUUUAUCGGAAUGCGUGCCAUAUAUGUAUCUAUAUUGCGUCAUCUCAACUUGUUCGCCCCAGUAACAUAAUAAUCUCCAAAAUCGUUUAAUUACAAGAUUUGAUGUUUUUAGGAGCUACUACCCAUUCAUUACAUAUAUUAUGGAAAUAAAAAAAUAGUAAAUCAUAAA